Messenger RNA from Penicillium coprophilum, 1056 nucleotides. RefSeq lists its product as uncharacterized. NCBI's taxonomy places the organism in Eukaryota, Fungi, Ascomycota, Eurotiomycetes, Eurotiales, Aspergillaceae. Bases 1 to 1056 code for a protein of 351 amino acids. The transcript has 2 exons. The record is from RefSeq and is a predicted model, not a curated record.
AUGUCGAAGAUGUGUACUUGCUGGAAAGGCCGCGGAAAGUCAACAUGUGUGGAUGUCACACACAAAAAGCGAGGACGACCCCCGUUAAAGGCAGAGGAUUCGUCUCUCAGGUCCUAUACCACUCAUUUGGAUAACCCGACAAUCCCAGCGGAGGCUCACCCAGCCAUGCCCCCGCGGCGGACCACUAUGCAUCGGGCGACAUCUUCACGCGAAUUACGGCCCAUGACGGAUCUACAGGGAUUUGCAGAUACAAGCUCGGCAAGCGUACGGACACCACAUCGGUGGUCUGCUUCGGUCUUUCCUCUGACGCGGCCUAUGGACCCUUCCCCUACUGUCCCAGGGGGUAUGAUUCGACGCCCAUUCUCUUCAUCUGGACCACCAUCUCAUUCAGUACCAACACAUUCACACGUACCUUCACCAUACAUGCCGAUGACAGGUGGGUUCAAUCCAGCCCUAAAAGUCAACACCAUGUCUGGCAUGGAGCGGCGAUUCCCAACGUACGGUAUGCCAGCAUUACCACCACCAACAUCACCUCCCCAACAUCAGCCGCCACCAGUUAGUAUACCAUUUCUACCGUAUAAUGAGACGCCUGGAAAUUCUGUUCGCUCCACAAAUGAUCCACGAGUGUCGCUAUCCCCUCGGGAUCCGUAUAACAUCGAAUCACCAGUCCGGCUCCCUCCAAUCCAUCAAGCUACAGCCGGGCCACCACCUCCCCACCAUGUCCAUCGCCUGAGCGACCCAUACCCAAUGAACUGGACUUUUCCAGGUCGAGAAGAAACCCUUCCGGACCCUCGCGCUGUACCUCUCCACAGGUCUGCGGGCCCAGCCUUCAACUACUCCAUUCCCCACCAACGCUCCUCCUCCAUAACAAGCGCAACCAUGGACCCCAUACCCCGCCACUUGGGGCCAGUGGAAUUGCCAUCCCCGAUCCAGAUAACAUCCAGCAGCUCGCCCUCAAUGACGAGAACUGCGCCACCCACCACCGAGGCCGAAGGUCAUGACAACAGACCUAUCAAACGGCGCAGGAUGGCUUUGGAUGACAUGGUCAACGGCUGA